ACGCUGAAGGAUGAAUAGUGAAGAAGAGUUCUAUGAUGCCGUUACGGGUGAGUGGGGGCACAGUGCUAAAAAGGAGGACAGGAUUAAAAGGAAGCUCUGAACUGCAUUGUGUGCUUUAAGGUACAAGUAAUGUAUUACCGUUAAGGAAUAAAAAAGAAAAAGUGCUUCUUGUGAAACUUGUAGUACUGAGUUCUGAAAAGAAGAAAGGUUUGGGCUUGACCUUGGAAGUAUGUAUUUAUUUAAUAUUACUUUUAUUUUUUAAACCUCAGUGCUGGCUAUUAUUUUACCACCAUAGUAGUUCUUUAGGGCCAGAGUCUUGCUUUCAUUUUUCCAUGAAAUACAGGUAAUUUUAUAACAGCUUGAGAAGUAAUGCUUUUAAGGCCCUAUGAAAGGUGAAAAUAUCUUCUGUAAGUUAUUUUCACUCGCAUUCUAUUUAUUUUAAUGGAAAACUUAUUCCAAAUAAUUGAAAUAGAGAAAUAUUUCUCUGCAUCUGUACAAAUUGCUCUAAAAGCAUGCUUUCAGGAUAGGGAGCUGAAGGGCUUUGCAACCCAGUGCUGUUUCUAGAAGAGCAAACAGGAAUUGCAUUGCUCUGGAGCAGUGCAUCAAAUAAUGCUGUUCUCUGAAGUAAUAAGGAUGAAUGAUUACUUGUAAGAUCCUUACAUGGUUUUAGUGAUGAAAUGAAAUACUUUAAGUAUUUUAAUUUUAAAAAAAAGGCAAAAACAAAAUAAAAAAUCAUUUCAAAAAUACCAAAGCAGUUAAGAGUUUUCCAUGUAAAUGUCUCCUUAGAAAUUCUGUAAUUGAGGUGAAAUGAGAAAUACUGGCAAUGGUGAGUGUAGAGUACUUGAUGUGAAAUCAAGGGAAUGAAAGAGAAUGAUGGCAAUCAUGAAAGCCAAAGAAUGGAAGUGGUGUGGUAGAUGCAAGUGGGUGAGGUGGACCUGGACAUGUUUGGUUGGAGAUUCCUGUGAGGAAUAAACAGAGCUGGUUGAAGCAGUGUGACCAAUAGCAGACUGUAUAGGACUUGUCACAGUUGUGUCAGGGAGAAGGAAAUCUGGAUUGUGUCCUUGCUGGUUAGAACUGAUAGGCACUGGUACUCCAAAUUACUCUGUAAAUCAAAGUCUUUACUGUAAAAAAUACAUAAAAAUCCUGAGAAUGCAGUGAAUUUUUUGGGUUCAUCCUUGGUAAUCUUAUAGUUCCAGGAGCUUAGGACUACUGUUGUGAAUGAGCCAGGAAUUCUCCAAUUUGAAAAGGUGAACAGAAAUGCACAUCUAAGCAUGAGGUCUGUCUUACAGCUUCAGUGUUGGUGUAUUCCUUUGUCUCUGACUGGAGAAAUACACAGCUCACAGAGUUUGUGUCUUCUUUGUUCGAGUAGUUAGAUUUUCCUUUCUUGAACCCUAAAAGGUUGAUUUGCCCUACAAAUGCUCCAGGAAGUAAUGGCUUCAAAGUUAUUGCACAUCAGAUAUGCUUGUGCCUUGCAGUCUGCUGGCUCUGCUCACAAGUGGGAUGCUGUACAUCCAUGUGAGAGUACUCCUUGUCCUGUCCUAAACUUUGUCUUCCAUGAGGAGGUGUGUAAUGGGAGGAGAGAAGCUUCCAAGCAAAAGAUGAGAUGUCUCUGUGUGCUCUUAGCACGGCCCUCUUCUGAUGGACAGUCUUAUGUCUGCAGCAGGCGCUCCAGAAGCUAAAUGUGGUUGAACUUUGUUCCCUUAUGUGUUGCCCUGCAGCAUACCCCACAGGUAUUUGGCUUAACUGGAGUGCUCAGUCUGGAUAAGUUUGUUUCAGAGUCUUUCUCCCUUAAGACUACCUAUAAAGAUAGGUAUAGAUACAAAGAUCUUCCAGCUAGAUGCUUUAGACCUUACUGUCCAUUUGUUGGAUUACUUGCACACACCUAGUAAAGUCUAGACCUUGUUCUUUGUAUCUGUGACUUCUUCAGGUCAUACAUAAAUGUGAUGCUAAGAACAACUAUUAAUAGGUCUGUCUGCAUUCUUCUGCUGGUGCCUGUAGCAGCUAGGUGUACACUCAGUAUCCCCAGGAGAUUAAGCUCAGAAUUGAGGUCCUUUCUGAGUCACAGUAAGCUUUUGCAUUCCACAUUAAGAACUUCAGGAUUUUAGGUUCCAAAUUUUGACUAAAAAAGCAAAAUGCCCUUGGCAGACUCCUCAGCUUGUUCUUUCUGAGCAUACUCUCCAUUCUUUAAGUCAGAGCUGUAGAUGGGCAGAAGCCAACUUGAGACAUGUGCUGGUUUUCCCUUAAGUCUGUGACUGGGAUGUGGCUACCAGGAACAAGCUCAUUCUCCAGCUGUGUUUCAUUUCCAUGCUGAAUGAAAAUGAAUUUCCAUGCUGAAUGAAAUGAAAACAGUGUGUACCCCAUGCCUUUCUCCACUUGCUUCCCCAGUCGUCCUGGGCUCUGCGUUCCUCGGUGGAAGUUGCAGUGUGUUCCCACAGCUUCCCUGAUUUUAGUAAUUUGGAUGCUGUUGUUUCUGCCCUACAAAUAGCAAACCAGGCUUAGCAGGGCAGUGAAACUCCAUGGGAAGUUGUGCUUUAGAAUUCUGCAGCAAUCUUAGCCUAGGUAAUGUGUUCUCCCUUUUAAAACGUGAGUUCACUCCUUGAGAAGGCCUCAACAUUUCUGUAGUUAUUACUUGAUAACAUCCACUUCUCAAGUAGACAUCUGCCCUGUGGACCCCUGGGUUUUGUUGUGAUGGAUUUAAUCUCUUAGGUUAAGAAGUUUCCUGCUUCUGACACUGUCCCCAUCACAUCCAGAAGUCAUCUUCAUGUGAUGGCAUUGCAUGCGGUGUGGUUGGGAGUCAUCAUCCUGGCAGGUGGUUUGUCCCAAUGAUGUUUGAUGAUGAGUACACCUGUAAAUGUCCAUGGAUGCACUGUGCUGUGUAGCUGGUGAGUCAGUUGGCUGGUGAAGAGUUUCCAGAGUGAAGCUGCUUUGUGUUCAGAGGUGAUUGUCAUUGCUGAUUAGUUGGACACAUGACAUCCUUACUUUGGGACUGAGUACUUAGUGUGAGCAUCUCAGAGAUGUUGUGUGUGAUGUCUGUCAUUUCUUGGCAGCUCAGCGUUUGAUUUUUCUCAAAUACAGGAGGAAUACUUCUCUGAGUCUGGAUCAGGAAACCUGGUAAAUUCAUUGAUGAAUUCACAUUCUUCAAAAUCUUAUGGCAGCACUUUGAUCAUUUCGCUCUGGCCCUCAUCACCUUGGGAUUAUUAAUUUCAUUUUGAAUUUGUUAAAGGCUGUGCUGUUGACUUUUGUUGUGUCAGACCUUAUCUUUCAUUAAUUCUGUCAGGUAUCUUUUUGCCAAAGUGGUUUGUGGAAGGGAUUGGCACAGAACAAGAUGCUUAGUGCAGUAAGUUGGUUAUGGGGUAAUAAUUUAUUUUUGACAAGCUUGCGUAGCUUUUGUUUUACUUUUUUACAUAUUAACCUGCAGUUCCAUGGAAGCCUGUUCAGUGUUGGUGAGGUUAAUCUGGUGCAGUGUAUUUGAGAGCAGGUUGCCCUUCCGUUCCUACUGCUUGGCUCUUGUUCGCUGUAAACUGCUGCUUCCUCCUGGGGAGGAGCAAGUGAGGUACCUGCUGCCAAAUGUAUAUAUUUUCAUCCUGUUUGGAUUGAAUCAGCAGAUUGUGCCCCAGUAUUGAAGUGCUGCAGAUGUUGUGAAAGCCCAGCCUGCCUCCUGUUGGAAACAGCAUGGUACGGCCAUGUAGUGUGAAGACUGACUUGUUUGGGAAAGUGGAGAAAUAGUAAUUUCUGACUGAGGAAAAGUGACCUCUUAUUUUACUCACUAUACACACAAGCAUUUUUAUCCCAACUCUGAAGGAACCCUUUUAGGUAUGAAGGUUCUCACCACUUUGCUAUUUUGAUUCUCUUUCUGUCUUGAGUGACAAACCUUAAUUAGUAUUUGAGGAAGGUGCUGACUGUAUGAAAGGGCAGUCUUGUGUCUUCAUGUGUACAGUGUACUCAGUACUGUGCCACUCUGCUCCCUCGUAGCUGGAUGUGUAACAUGGCUUAGUGGACUUGUUUCAUCUGCAGGAUGGAGAAGGAGAGGACUGUGAAAACUAGAGCUGCUGGCUUUGAUUCUGACAAUUCUUCAGGAGAGUUUUCAGAAGCAAAUCAUAAAGUUGCAGAAAUGCUUGAUCUAGAUCCACACCAAAGCAGUAGGACCGGAAAGCAUAAUGGAGAGACAGAGAUUCAAGAAAAUGGAAUUAAGAGACACAGGACAUCCUUACCUGCCCCAAUGUUUUCUAGAAGUGAUUUUAGUGUGUGGAGCAUAUUAAAAAAAUGCAUUGGCCUGGAGUUGUCUAAGAUUACAAUGCCCAUUGUCUUCAACGAGCCAUUGAGUUUCCUUCAACGGAUAACCGAAUAUAUGGAACACAUAUACCUCAUUAAUAAGGCUUGUAGUCAUGCAGACCCCUUGGAAAGAAUGCAGGCUGUAGCUGCUUUUGCAGUUUCUGCUGUAGCUUCUCAGUGGGAGAGAACUGGCAAACCAUUUAACCCACUGUUAGGAGAAACCUAUGAAUUAACAAGGGAGGAUUUAGGAUUUAGGUUUAUAUCUGAGCAAGUCAGCCACCACCCACCUAUUAGUGCAUUUUAUUCUGAAGGCCUCAAUAAGGACUUUAUUUUUCAUGGAUCAAUCUACCCCAAAUUAAAAUUCUGGGGAAAGAGUAUAGAAGCGGAGCCACGGGGAACAAUUACUUUGGAGCUUCUAAAACAUAAUGAAGCUUACACAUGGACAAAUCCAACCUGUUGUGUACAUAAUGUAAUUAUUGGUAAACUGUGGCUAGAACAAUAUGGAACGGUAGAAAUUGUGAAUCACAGUACUGGAGAUAAAUGUGUCCUUAAUUUUAAACCGUGUGGGCUGUUUGGAAAAGAGCUUCACAGAGUAGAGGGAUACAUCCAGGACAAAAACAGAAAGAAGCUGUGUGUCAUCUAUGGCAAGUGGACAGAAUGCUUGUGGUGCACUGAUCCCACUACGUAUGAGACUUACAAAAAGAAUGAGAAGAGAGGUGGUGAACAAAAGAAAUUGAAGCCGAGUGAAGAUGUUAUAAAAUCAGAAAAUGAUGAGGCUGACGAUAUGCCAGAAGUUCAAGACACCGUGCAGUUUAUACCAGGCAGUAAAUUGCUUUGGAGAAUAAAUUGUAGGCCACCCAACUCAUCACAGAUGUACAAUUUCACCAGUUUUGCUGUGAGUCUCAAUGAGCUAGAGAAGGGCAUGGAAGCAAUAUUAGCUCCCACUGACUGUCGGCUACGUCCAGAUAUCAGAAACAUGGAAAAUGGAAACAUGGAUGUGGCUAGUAAAGAAAAGGAGAGACUAGAAGAGAAACAAAGGGCUGCUCGCAAGGAGCGUGCAAAAGAUGAAGUGGAGUGGCAGACAAGGUGGUUUCAUCAAGGCACUAACCCAUACACUGGGACUUCAGAUUGGCUGUACUCAGGUGGCUAUUUUGAUAGAAAUUUCUCAGACUGUCCGGACAUAUAUUGAAAUAACAGAACCAAUGGCUCAUCUCAUCUGGACAUCUAGUUACUAGAUUUCAUUGUAAGCCAGUUAGUCUGGUUUUGUGAAUAACAAAACUCAGCUUUUUAAAGUAAAUCCUAACAAAACAUCAGUCAACAAUCAAGGAUUUAAUGAUCACUAAUGUUGGAUUGCCAAAUAUUUAAACACUGUUGCAUUCUUUUCAUAAAGCUACAUCUGAAAUCAUCAUAUUUUCACUAAUUUUUAAAGGGACCUUUGGAUCUCCAUUUUUUUUUUUUCCCCUAGUUUUUAUCAGGAAGGUAUGCUGUAUCUGGUAGAGCUCAUAACAUCCUUGAAAACUAUGUAACUAUAAGAAAAUAGAGAUAUCAUCUUUACUUAGAGUAGUGAGGAAUCUAAGUUUUCGGAACUUGGAGCAGGGAUGAAAAGUUCAUAAGGUACGAACAUGAUAAAAUCUAGUACUGUGGAUAUUUCCCAUGAGGAGAUGCAUGUGAAACUUUCAUACAGUAUGUAGCACUAUGUGGGGAUUGGAGCUCCUGGCCCCUCUCUCUCAAUAUGAUUCAAUAAUUCAAAGGCGUUGAGAAACAAACAACAACUUUAGCUUCUCAAACUGUAGUCAUCUGUUACGAAGUCUUCACAAUUUCUGGUCACUGUGAGCAUUAAACUAUAUACCUGUGAUAAAAUUAGAUAAAACAUAUGUUAAGAGCAAGGUGCAUUAAACAACGUGUGCUUUUUCUGAAGUCAGAUGCUGUUCUUAAAGUAUGAGAAACUUCAGAAGCAAUUGCAGGAAUGCAGAGGUGGUUCAAUGUAAAAUAUAUUGCUUGCUACCACUUGGAGGCUUAGAUCUUCUGCACUACUUUUGGCAGCUUUGGCACUAAAUAUGCUUCUAGACUAAACUUUUAUUUGGAAGCACUCGGUAUGUAUAUCCACACAAAUCUCAUAUUUCUGGGAUGUUUUUGUUUGCAUGUUUUUCAUUAUUAGGUCAUGUCUAUUUUGUAUGUUGUGAAAGAGCAGAAUCAAUUUCAAGCUGUGGCAUAGUUACCUAUUACAUGUUUUCUGUGAGCAUGUGAUGUCAUAAAAGUGGAAUUUUUUUGUUCCAUAUUGAAACUUCAAAGCCAUAUAAUGGAAAUAAUUGAACUACAGAUCAAUUACUGAACUGAUAUACUAAUUUUCUUUCAAAGUGAUACACUUCUGAUGAGGAGAGAGGGAAGGUCUUGAAAAAUUAGGUCUAGUAAUUAAAACUAAUCCUAAGGCUGCUUGUUUUUUUUAUGAAAACUUUUGAGUAACCAGGCAAGAAAGGAAAAUGGCUGCUCUGCAUUUAGGCUUACAGUGAUUCAGAGAUCGCUGGUGCUAACCACCAGCACCUUGAGGAGUUUGUGGAAGAACUGAUCCAACUGAUGCCUAAACACAGUCAUGGUUUCAUCUGAAGAGCAGAUUGUGCUUCUAUCCCAGUGAUAGGAUAAAAAAGCAAAAGAAAGUUAACAUACGGAGAAAUGUUUUUGUAUCAAAUUAUGCAUCACAUGAUUGAACUAACUUUAAUCUGGGGGAUUUACUUGUUUUCUUCAUUGGAAAUCUGAGACAAAUGGUAAAAAUUCAAGGCAAUAAAAAGGCCUAACCUGAAAUGUGCUCAUAGCAACGUUACUCGUUGCCAGAAAUCAUACUUGCUGAUUUUCUUUACACACAAACUAAACGUGGUAAUAUGGCUCAGAGAGCAAAUUUAUAUUUGUUUCUAAUAAAUGCUUAGAUGCUUGACCUUUAAAAAGACCUUACUGAUCAAUAUGGGAUAGCAUAAAAACACUUCUGAGUCUUUUUGUAAAAAUUAACUUUAAUUACUGUUCCAGGCAUGGAACGCUCCUUGCAGGUUUUCUGCUCGCUGACUGUGGAACCACACAUCCAUUUCUUAUUGGAUGAGGGUUGAAACGAUUCACAGGCUAAGCCAGUUUAACAUCUCAAGGGAGAUUAAAACUUGCUUAAGCUAAAUUACACAUUUAAGGUUGGAGUCGAGUGCUCUUUGAAAACAUAUGAAUAGAAUGGAAAAAAUGCAGAGUAAUUGGUAAAGAAAUACUCUGUUUUUAAGAAGGAGCGGACAGGUUAGCAUCCCUCUCCUCUUGAAUUAGGAUUUUAAAGACCCUUUUCAUUAUGCAAAAACAGAAUUCCACCAUGUUUAUUUGAAACGUCAGUUUAGGAAUGUCAUGUAAUUUAAAAACAAAUUGGCACGUUUUCUGAAAUAGCAUUACAUCUUUAGCCCAUUCUCCCCUCUCUUUUGUGUAAUGUUUUUAGGGAAAUCUCGAAUGGGUUCCAGCUCUGUUCUUUUAAUUUAUUAUUCCUCACUGAAAACAUUUACGGAAUAUUUUCUCAUUGCUGCUGAAAAGUCUCUGCCUGGCGAGCCUCGGGAUACCCAACAGCACAUUGUGAUCGCUCUGAAAGUGAACAAAACGUAUUUUAAAUGCAGAUCUCGCCUCAGUAGUUUACAUGUCAAAACAUUAACUUUGCACCUUUUAAAAGAAUGUCACUUUUAUAACUUGAUUAAGCACUGUAUAUAAGAUAACUGUGUUAGUAUAUGUUAAUACUGUAGAGAAACCAUCUAGAAAGAAAAUUAUAAUAAAUGCUUAAUUCCCUUUGGGCCUCUAGGUGGUGAGAGAGGUUUGUGCGCAGGGAGGUAGGUGAUGGGGCAGCUGUGUGCUGUGUGAGGACAUGGGUGGAGAUGGCCGGGUCGCUUCUGGUCACCACGGUGUGUGUUGUGCAAAAAGUGAUGUAAAUCCGAGCUCUGAGUGCCAGGGGGACCGUGAGGUGAAAGCGAUGCCUUCGUGGAGGGUUGGGGUGGCUGCUGAGAGCUCUGUGGGAGAGUGCGCUGUGUGGGCGCUGUGUGCUUUGUGGAGCGCAGCCUGAGGGGUGGUGCGCUUGUGGAAGGGCUGGUAUGUAAUUGAUGAGGACAGGAAUAUGCCCUGAAUUGGUCGGAUAAAAAAAAAAAACAGCUAAACGGCUGCAUUUGCGGCUGUGUAAUGACUAAAAAUCGCCCCUCAGUGAAUUGAAACCAAGCAGUGGAAAUGGUGUGGCUGAAGCGCUCCCAGAAUCUCCACGGCUUUCCCCCUGCACUGUCAGCAUGGCUCUGCCCUGGGGCCGGCAGCUCUGCUCGUGUCACACACCUGAGCGGGGUAUGAUGGAGAGGGAAGGAGAGGGAGGCCCGGCUGUACGAUGAGGCCCGGCCCUGUGGAAGCGCUGAGUGAAAUGCAUUUAUUUUUGUAAUAUUUAAUAACUGUCAAUGCCCGUCUCUAUUAACAACCGUCUUUGGCUUUUUAGAGAAGUCUGUACAGGUCUGCGGACGUCCAUGUUACACUGUAAAGCUGUAAAUCCGAAUAAAGCUCAUUUUGAAGAAGA
Molecule: messenger RNA, 8827 nt
Organism: Gallus gallus (chicken)
Lineage: Eukaryota; Metazoa; Chordata; Aves; Galliformes; Phasianidae
Gene: OSBPL2
Product: oxysterol binding protein like 2
Exons: 13
Coding region: 4016-5461 (481 amino acids)
Cellular component (GO): membrane; intracellular membrane-bounded organelle; cytosol
Molecular function (GO): cholesterol binding
Source: RefSeq, a predicted model, not a curated record